This is a messenger RNA of Exserohilum turcica Et28A, 3054 nucleotides long. RefSeq lists its product as uncharacterized. Gene Ontology annotation, biological process: protein transport. Bases 1 to 3054 code for a protein of 1017 amino acids. The record is from RefSeq and is a predicted model, not a curated record. NCBI's taxonomy places the organism in Eukaryota, Fungi, Ascomycota, Dothideomycetes, Pleosporales, Pleosporaceae. The transcript has 2 exons.
AUGACGGCACGGCUAACAACGUGGUACCUCAUCAUCACCCUCCUGUUCCGCUGCCCCAAUUCCAUCACGCAGCUGCACGACGACUCGCCCCGCGUUUGCAAGCCCUACCUCCAAGCCCGCUCGUACGCAGCGCCCUAUCUCGACCCCUACUACGAGACGUACGUGGUCCCGCAGUUCGACAAGAUCAGGCCAUACACGGCGCCCGCCAUUGCCUUUGCCCACGAGCAAUACGCAACACACGGCGCACACAGGGUGGAGCAGGCAAGGAAGUAUGCAGAGGCCGAGUACGUCAGGUCCAUUCGGCCCCAGCUGCAAACGGCCCAGGAACAAGCCUGGGCACAGUAUGCGCUACACCUAGACCCUCACGUCAAAAAGGCGACGGACGCGAUUGCUCCUCACUACAAGGACCUCAAAGACAGCUCCCAAGACAUCUACUACCAAACCCUUCUUCCGGCCUACGAGCGUUCGCUUCCCUACCUCGAGCAGGGACACGCUUACGGCCAUCAUGUCCUCGUUAACAUUGUCUACCCCCACCUUCAUACCACCAAGGAUGCGGUCUGGACAUUUAUCCAGCGCACCCUUUGGCCACAACUACGCGUGCUAUAUGGUGACAACGUCGAGCCCCAGUUGGUUCGCAUCUUCGAGCGACUAGGCCGCUACAAGGACCAGCAAAAGGUCGAGUCGGUCAUGUCUGCCGCCAAGUCUCAGACAGACGUCCCUUUAGAAUCUAGCAAGACUGUCCCUACCAUGCUCAGCUCCUCUGCCUCUGCUGUGCCUCCCAGCUCCACCCAAGGGUCUGGCUGGAGUGCCCUUGACGACUUCUUUGGCAACGAACCUGAAAGCACAGCAUCGAAUGAGGUUGAAGCACAUACUGCGACCAAGCCUGCCCAACCCCAGCUCACUGGUGCUGAACUUCAGGAGAAGCUCAACAAUGAUCUCCGCGAGUGGCAGUCCAAAUUCGCCUCUGCGGCUGACAAGGGUGCUGACGAUCUCGAGGUCCGCGUCGCAGACCUUACAAAACGACAAGUUGAAAAUUCUGUCAACGGCCACGGCAAGGCCUUGCUUGUCAAACUCGAAGAGACUGCUGAUGCGACCGUCUCCAAGCUUAAGAGCUACAUCAAGAAAACAAUCGAAGCUCUUCCCGAAGAUGCCUCCGAAGCCGAUCUAGAGGCUGCGUACCAGGAUUGCAGCGCCAAGACGCGUGAAUUUGGUCUCAAGGUCAAGGAGCGUGCCCAGGACAUCCGUGCCUGGAAGGCGUCAUUUGACCAGGAAACCGAUUCUCUUGUGAAAGCUGCAGUGGAAAGCACUGUCGAGGUUCUUGAAAAGAUACAUGGCCUUGGCCUUCAAGAGGUUGGCAUGCGAUGGGCAUGGAUCGACGGUGUCACAUAUGACGACUGGCAAAACUACCACAAGCUAAGAGACACGCUCACUGAAUGGCAGGCUGAAGUUGAGGCUGUCGGGUCAAGACAUGACGGUCUCCGCGUUGCUCACAUUGAGGCUAAGAAGCUUGAGGACAAGGCCAUGGCUAUCGCAUCUGAAAUGGUUGGCGAGUUGGUUCGUCUCAAGGACGUUGCAAAGUCGAAGAUUUGGGCUGGUGAUGCCAGCAGUGAUUUUUCCGACAAGGUCUUUGCACCAAGAAUUCGAAAGGCCGCCCAACAGGUCAUGGAAAAUGUCCAGGACGUAUCCUCUCAGGUUUCCGAGGCCAUCCAAGGCAGUUCAACACCACUGAGCGAAAGUAUCGCCUCAUCUGCCCAAGAAGCUUAUUCAGGUGCAUCAUCGCAGGCCUCGGAAGCACUUGAGAGCGGCUCAAUCCUCCUUGCAGAGAGCGUAGCGGCGCCUGUCGUAGAGGCAGCGUCCCAGGCGUCCUCUGUAGCUGCUGACAUGGUCGACGAGGGCUCUUCAAAGGCUUCCGAAGCCUAUGAAUCGCCCAAAAAGGUGUUCGGAGGUGCCAAUGCUCAGAUCCUUGCCGAAGCUAAGCAGGUCGUGCUCGACCAGCCCUUUGACGACGACGAGGACACGUAUUCUAAACAGUUCCAGGGCAUGGUAGCAGAUGCGGGAGACCGAGCGGCUCAGAUGAGCCGUGCGGUGAGCGAAGCGCUUCUGGGUCCGUCCAAGACGAAAGGCAGUGUCGAAUCUGCCUCGUCUAUUGCAAGCGAACAGUACGCAAAAGCACUUGCUGCUGCGUCGAGCGUGCUCUAUGGAACUGAACAGGCUGCCGUUGAGAGUGCUACCAGCGUUGCUGCUGAAAAGUACGCACAGGCCGUCACCGCGGCAUCAUACGCAAUUUACGGCACACCAACUCCCACUGCUGUCAUUCAGACGAUUCAGAUCGAAGCCAGUUCUCGCUACAAUGAAGCUGUUAGCAUGGCGAGCGCACAGCUGGAGAACGCCAAGGCCCAGCUGUCUCUCCUGAUCUCUGGCGAACCCCAGCCCGCACACCAGACAAUGCUUUCAUACUUCGAGAAGGCCUACUCGGACUCUGUUGCAGCCGCUAGUGAGCGUCUGUCCAACGCCAUGCAGUACACUCAGUCCGUGAAGGACUAUGCUGCUAGUCCAAAUCAAGGGUAUUUUGAGUCUGUUUCCUCGAUUGCUUCUUCCCGUCUCGCCGAGGGUCUUAGCCAGGCAUCCGCUCAAUUUCUCCCCCAGUCAACCGGGGUAGCUGAGGGUGCCCGACGACAGUACUACGAAGCCAUUGGCCUUGCGCAUGCCCGGUACUCUGAAUUCAUGGGUGCGGCUUCAAGUGCUAUCAACGGCCCUCAACAAGGCACUGUGGAGUCUCUGGCGUCGGCUGCUUCCGCAUCGGCUGCAUCAGCUGCUUCGUCCAUCUCCGACUCAGCAAAGUCGGCUGCCUCGCAAAUCAGCUCUGGUGUCAUUGGUUCAGAGACUCCCUGGACUGAGUCUGUUGCAUCCCAGGCCAGCAAAAAUUGGGAAGCGCUCAUCGCUCAAGCAAGCAGCCAAGUGUACGGCCAACCCACACCCUGGGCAGAGUCUCCCCGUCUUCCCUUAUUUCCCUUGUUUCCUACUCGCCUCUCCUUUUUGCAUAUGAGUAGGUAG